AUGGGGAGUGCUGAAGCUGAAGAGGUCCAUCAGAUUUGUUUACAUUGUGUCAAGCUGGUCAGCCCUGUAUUCUCUCCUCUGUUAGUCACUGGAGGACCACCCCCAGAAGGCAAAGGCUUCGUGGGAAAUCCAGUGAAGAAGGAGGAUAUUUUUGUUGCAGUAAAAACAUGCAAGAAAUUUCAUGGUGAUAGAAUCCCCAUCGUAAAGCAGCCUUGGGCGGCGCAGGCAGGUCGCAUUGAAUACUACAGCGAUUACGCAGACAGUUCUGUUCCAGCGGUGGAUCUGGGAAUUCCUAAUACAGAGAGAGGUCAUUGUGGAAAGACAUUUGCCAUUUUGGAAAGAUUUUUGAAUCACAGCCAUGACAAAAUAGCAUGGUUAGUCAUUGUGGAUGAUGACACAUUAAUAAGCAUCUCCAGGCUCCAGCACCUGCUGAGCUGUUACAACGCCCAAGAGCCCGUGUUUCUGGGAGAGCCUUAUGGCUACGGCCUGGGCACCGGUGGCUACAGCUACAUCACAGGAGGAGGAGGGAUGGUCUUCAGCAGAGCAGCAAUCAGGAGACUCCUCGCCAGCAAGUGUCGCUGCUACAGCAAUGACGCUCCAGACGAUAUGGUCCUGGGGAUGUGCUUUAGCGGCUUAGGAAUCCCUGUGACACACAGCCCUCUCUUCCAUCAGCAAAUACCAGGACUCGUGUGUUUUCAGUGA
Molecule: messenger RNA, 702 nt
Organism: Hippopotamus amphibius kiboko
Lineage: Eukaryota; Metazoa; Chordata; Mammalia; Artiodactyla; Hippopotamidae
Product: beta-1,3-glucosyltransferase-like
Exons: 2
Coding region: 1-702 (233 amino acids)
Cellular component (GO): membrane
Molecular function (GO): acetylglucosaminyltransferase activity
Source: RefSeq, a predicted model, not a curated record